UUUCUUCAACUAUAAAUAGCUGUGAUGAUGUUGGGUUGCAAUGAAUCAAAAAGAUCAUCUGGUAGAGAUGAUUAAGAUGAGUCCAAGUAAGCCAACUCUAGUCUUUGUUAUGUUGGCUGUGAUUUUGCUUUUCCAGAGUGUUCAUUCUCAGCUUCGAGUCGGAUUUUACAAAGAUACAUGUAGCUCAGUAGAAUUUAUCGUCAAAGAAGAAGUGACGAAAGCGAUUGUUAAAGAUAGAGGACUAGAUGCUGCUUUGAUGAGAAUGCAUUUCCAUGAUUGCUUUGUUAGGGGUUGUGAUGCGUCGGUACUCCUCGACUCGACUCCAUCCGGCACUGCAGAGAAAGACUCCUUUGCCAAUAACCCGAGUUUACGAGGCUAUGAAGUCAUAGACAGAGCAAAGGGUAGAUUGGAAGCUGUAUGCAAAGGAAUAGUUUCCUGCGCUGAUAUAGUUGCAUUUGCAGCUAGGGACAGCAUAGAGAUGGCCGGAGGACUCGGCUAUGAUGUCCCUGCAGGUAGAAGAGACGGUAGAAUAUCACUAGCCUCGGAGAUCAUCGGAAAUCUACCGCCCCCGACGUUUAACGUCAACCAAUUGACGCAGAUGUUUGCCAAUAAAGGCUUCACACAAGAGGAAAUGGUCACACUCUCAGGAGGACACACACUUGGGCGGUCUCACUGCAGUUCAUUCAGUGACAGAUUGUACAAUUUCAGUGGAACAUCGAUGCAGGACCCGAGUUUAGAUCCGAAGUAUGCAGCCAAGUUGAAGCAGCAAUGCCCUCAAGGUAGCACGGAUCCUAGCACAGUGGUGCCGAUGACUUCGACUCCUAGCAUCGCGGACGCAGGCUACUACGCCGACAUUCUAGCCAACAGGGGCUUGUUUACAUCGGACCACACGCUGCUUACAAGCCAAGCUACGGCGAACCAAGUGGUGGAGAAUGCAAGGAAUUCGAUCAAGUGGAAGGCCAAAUUUGCAGCUGCGAUGGGGAAGAUGGGGCAGCUUGAUGUCUUGACAGGAACCGCAGGAGAGAUUCGAACCAACUGUAGGGUGAUCAACAGCUAGAGAGAUUGAUUAUUAGUUAUCAUAAAGUUCGAUGGAAUUUGAGUGAAUUUCAAGUUUUUUUUAGAAAAAGCUAAAUGUGAUGUGACAUAAUUUUCAAUAGUGAAAUGGAAAUGUUUGAUUGA
Molecule: messenger RNA, 1179 nt
Organism: Hibiscus syriacus
Lineage: Eukaryota; Viridiplantae; Streptophyta; Magnoliopsida; Malvales; Malvaceae
Product: peroxidase 5-like
Exons: 3
Coding region: 41-1057 (338 amino acids)
Biological process (GO): hydrogen peroxide catabolic process; response to oxidative stress
Cellular component (GO): plasmodesma; plant-type cell wall
Molecular function (GO): peroxidase activity; heme binding
Source: RefSeq, a predicted model, not a curated record